Lolium perenne is the source of this 1848-nucleotide messenger RNA. RefSeq names its product protein FAR1-RELATED SEQUENCE 5-like. The record is from RefSeq and is a predicted model, not a curated record. Gene Ontology annotation, molecular function: nucleic acid binding; zinc ion binding. Lineage: Eukaryota; Viridiplantae; Streptophyta; Magnoliopsida; Poales; Poaceae. Gene Ontology annotation, biological process: regulation of DNA-templated transcription.
AUGGUUUUCAACACCAUCGAAGAUGCUCAGAUGUUUUAUAAUGAGUACGCGGAGAAAGCAGGUUUUGGAAGUAGGAUAGGAUGCUCUAAAAGGAGCCAGAAAAAGGGAUGUGACCAUUUGAUAAGGAGGGAUUUCGAGUGUGCUCAUGCACGGAAGGGUGGUGUUGCUGAGAGUCAGGGGGAAGGUUUGUUAGAUCCAGAGGUGUUUGAUGGAGUGGACAAGGCCAUGGAAGCAACAUCGGAGACCCAAAAUUUUGGCAGUAAGACGGAAGCUCCAAAAAGGAGAAGAAACAAGCUGAAGAGGCAUGAUUGCAAAGCUAGGAUGUCAGUUGGACUAAGGAAGGAUAAAUGGGAAGUUACAAUUUUCAUUGAGGAACACACGCAUCCCAUGAUGAGUAGAGGUGAGUGGACAAGGUAUUACAGAUCGCAUCGUAAGGUACCGUAUGAAGACUACAUGUUGAUUAAGACGUUGCAUAAUCGCAAUGCCGACACCUCUCUCAUCAUGGCCACAUUAGGUGAUCUGCAUGGAACUCUCAGAACAUUGCCGUACACAAACAGAGAUGUUGCGAACAUUCGUACUAAAUUGAGAAAUGAGGUGACUCAUACUGAUAUGGGGAAAACCUUGGAGUAUUUUCAGAAGCUUCGGGCAGAGAGUCCGCAAUUCUACUUUGCUAUAAAACUUGAUGAGAACAAUGCUGUGAGAGCACUUUUCUGGGUUGAUGGAAGGACACGUGAGGUGUACAGAAAGUUCAAAGAUUGUAUUUUCUUCGACACCACAUUUUGCACAAACCGAUAUGACAUGCCGUUCGCACCAAUUGUUGGGAUAAACAACCAUAUGCAAAGCAUCAUGCUCGGGUGUGCUUUAAUACCAGAUGAGAAGAAGGAAACAUUCAGGGAAACUUGGGCACCUGCAUAUUUCAAGAAGAAUUUCUUUCCCUUCACAAGCACGACAGGGAGGUCAGAAGGUUUGAACUCUUUCUUCAAGAAGCUUGUGCAUCCGCAGGACUCAGUUUGGCAAUUUGUGAAGCAGUACGAGUACAUUCAGGAAACUAGGCUGGAUAGGGAGGACAAUGCUGGUUUCUUAGGAGAAGCCACAACAGCAGCCGUAUGGUCGAGUUACAAGAUUGAGGAGCAAGCUUCUAGAUUUUAUACAAGAGCUGCAUUUGCAAAAUUCAGAGAAUUUAUGGAGAUGACGACAGCUUAUAGCAUAUACCCAGCUGUAGGUGACGGUGUUAAGUAUGAGCUUCAUAGAAAUGAUCCAAGAGCAAAGAAAAUUCGGAUGGUGAUGGUGCAUACAAAUGUCCAAGAAAUACCUGAAAAAUAUUUGCUUCAUAGAUGGUCGGAGGCUGCAACUGUGUGUGAAGCUAAAUGCAAUAGAGAGUUUUCAGGGUAUAGCGUAGUUCCAGAGACAAACACAUUGAGGUACAAUGCUCUAUGCAAGAUGUUGAAUAAGCUUGCAGCGAAAGCGUGUUAUGGCACAGAAUCAUACAAGAUUGUGGAAGGUGGUGCUGAACAUUUGACCUCUUUGAUUGAGAAAUUAAGAUUGUCUGGUGGUGUCGUGGCAGAAGAAGGAGGUGAGGAAAUCGGUGCAGCAGAUAAAAAAAUGAUGAAUCCUCCACGUUCUGCCAAAAAGGGUCGUCCCGCGGCAAAAGAAAAGAGGAGGAAGCCUGGAGUGGAGCUGCGACAGGAGGAAGCACAGAAAAAAGCGAAGAAAAGAGCGCAGAAUGCUUGCUCGAAGUGUCGUGAAACUGGUCACAUCAGGAGGAAAUGCCCAAUAGAAGCACUAGAAAGGAAAGAAGAAGCUGACCGCGAGGAACGUUUUCGGCUCGAGACAGAGCUAACUUUGUGA